AUGCGUUUCUCCAGCCUCCUUGCCCCGAUCAGCCUGAUCGGCAUGGCCUCAGCCCUUCCAUCUCUCGCCAAACGUGGUGGUGGUGGCGAUGAGGGAAAGUGUAUCCCAUACAACACUGCGGUCGAGAUCGUUGAUCAAUUCGUCUCAACACUGACCAAUUUCGACACCAAUGUCGCUACCAAUUUGCUUGCUCCAUCCUUCACGGAUACCUCUGACUCCAUCAACUUCCUUGCCGGCAUUCCUUUGGGAUCUGUCACCUUCCCAUCGCCCGCAGCAUACAUUGCCGGUCAAGGCACUCAACCUCCUAUCGGUCUCGACAUCCUCAACAUCGACGCCGUCACUUGUGAUGGUGUCAUUGUUUUCAGAUGGCAAGCUUACGUUGGAAUACAAGUCGGCCCCGUCAAGGGUAUCACCGUUUUGUAUGCAGUGCAGUCCGGCUCUGAUUGCGAUGUUGUUGGUCCUACCGGAUACCAACUUGGAAAACUCUACAGUGAAUUCAACUCCGCUGUCUGGACCUUGGAUAUCGGUGGCACCUGCACUCCUCCCUCUGCUCCCAGCCGCUUGUUCAAGGUGUAA
This is a messenger RNA of Rhinocladiella mackenziei CBS 650.93, 576 nucleotides long. RefSeq lists its product as uncharacterized. The coding region runs from base 1 to 576 and encodes 191 amino acids. The transcript has a single exon. Lineage: Eukaryota; Fungi; Ascomycota; Eurotiomycetes; Chaetothyriales; Herpotrichiellaceae. The record is from RefSeq and is a predicted model, not a curated record.